This is a messenger RNA of Cavenderia fasciculata, 405 nucleotides long. RefSeq lists its product as uncharacterized. The coding region runs from base 1 to 405 and encodes 134 amino acids. The record is from RefSeq and is a predicted model, not a curated record. Lineage: Eukaryota; Evosea; Eumycetozoa; Acytosteliales; Cavenderiaceae. The transcript is spliced from 2 exons.
AUGAACAAGAUUUUAGUUGUUGUUGUCCUUUUAAUUUCAACCUUAGCUUUGGCUCAAGGAUUCACAUUUAAUGCUGAAGGUCAAUGGAUUAGAUACCCAGAUUCAACUCAAUGUCAAAGCAAAGCUUUCAAUAUGACACUUUCAGCUGACAAUACAUCCUAUGAAGCAUACCUUUGGAUUGGUGGAAAGCGUGGAAUAUUGAUGUCCAACGUUACCAUCGACCCAACCAACACUGUCAUGUCUGGUAACUUUGCCCGUUACGACUACACAUCCUACUAUUUUGUCGAAUGGACCACCUUUACUGCUAAAAUAACCAAUCAAGUAUCCUACUACAUGUCAAUUGCUGCUAGUUCACGUUUCCAAUCCAGCACCAACAACGUUGUAAAGACCGCCAACUUUUGUUAA